Penaeus chinensis is the source of this 660-nucleotide messenger RNA. RefSeq lists its product as uncharacterized. The transcript has a single exon. Bases 1 to 660 code for a protein of 219 amino acids. Lineage: Eukaryota; Metazoa; Arthropoda; Malacostraca; Decapoda; Penaeidae. The record is from RefSeq and is a predicted model, not a curated record.
AUGGAUUUGAACAUCAAGGUAUCCCGAGUGCAUAGCACACCGAAACCUAGACCUAAGAAGAUCAAAUGGCAUAGAUUGAAGGAGCAGGAGAAGAAAGAAGAGUUCAAAGAGAGAGUACUCGGGCAAAUUAGCCAAGAAAUUGAAGAUCUAAACUCCUGGUGGAAUGAAACAGCGGAAUUUGUGAUACGUGCAGGAAAAGAGAUUUUAGGAGAAACUAGUGGAAAGAUCUGGAAAGAUAAAGAAACUUGGUGGUUCAGUGAUGAAAUACAACGGGCAAUAACGGAGAAGAAAGAGGAUAAGAAGAAAUGGGAAAUCUCCCUAGCCGAGAGAGAUAAAGAAGAAUUUAAGACCAAGAAUAAAGAGGCAAAGAGAGCAGUGGCCAUAGCUAAGAGCAGGGCUUACAGUCAGUUGUAUGAAGAUCUAGACAGCAAUGAAAGACAGGGAAAGGUUUUCCAACUGGCGAAGACAAGGAAUAAAAGCACAAAAGAUAUAUUACACAUUAAGCAAAUUAAAGAUGAGAAUGGAAAUAUAAUUAGUACAGAACAACGAAACGUCAAGAGAUGGGAACAGUAUUUCUCUAAAUUACUGAACGAGGAAAAUGAGCGGCUGGUCAGAGGUGACGCUAACCAGGGUGCAGUCUUGAAAAAAUAUCAAGGAUAG